Orbilia oligospora ATCC 24927 is the source of this 1200-nucleotide messenger RNA. RefSeq lists its product as uncharacterized. NCBI's taxonomy places the organism in Eukaryota, Fungi, Ascomycota, Orbiliomycetes, Orbiliales, Orbiliaceae. The record is from RefSeq and is a predicted model, not a curated record. The coding region runs from base 1 to 1200 and encodes 399 amino acids. The transcript is spliced from 3 exons.
AUGUCCCUCUUCAAACGGGCUAAAGAUCUAAAAUCCACACGCCUCAACUGCAUUCCAAUCUCGCAAAAUUUAAACCCUUUCAGUCUUUGUAAAUCUUCCGCCGGUGGAGCCUCAGAUGUUUCCCGAACAUCCAUCGUAUCUGUGUCUACUUCGACGUGCGACUGGCUUCGGUCUGAACAAGCAUGCAUAACCAACUCCAAGAGUGAUAUACUCGGGCACGCCUUGCACUUGGCUCGUCUGGCCGUCGUUCUUGAUAAAGCUCAAGUAUAUACGGGAGCCGCAAGGGCGUAUUUUGAUUGUUGUUAUGUCUUGAGUACGAUUGAACCAGAGCUUGGGGGUAUCGAGUUGGAAAUCACGAAUCAGAUUAGCCAAACGUAUAAACAGCGACUUGCCUAUCUCUCAGCUCGAGUCACCGUGUCCAGCCGUAGUUCACUUUCUUUUCCAUCUCAUAUGGUCCCGUCUCAGGAAUUCCAGAUCGAUAUACCCCCGGAUUCAAAACAAGCACCUCGCCUCAUAGAGUUAAAUCGCAUCUGUCAGCUCCUUCGCACCCUCGGUCACUGCUGCGAGAUCAUACAAGAGAUCCAUACCCAAGAUGAACAUAUCUCCAGAUCCCAAAACCCAGGUGCGGAAGGUCUUCUUAGCCUUUCAGGAGAACUUCAGAAACUACGAGUAGAUAUUUCAAGGUUCAGGGAGUUCUAUACCAACGACCAGCUUGCAACUGGAGAGGCUGGAAAUAUACUUUUUGUCAUUUUGGGAAGUUAUAAGAAAAAAGUUGAUGAUAUCGUGAAAGGCGAAAGUAAAAAACUGCUAGUGUUUCUGCUCUCGCUAUUCGAUCUCAAACUGCCCGCAGAGUGUGAAGCCGAAACAAAGCCACUUCCGCCACAGCCACUACAGUUCAAAAGACCGUCUUUCCAAGCAUCAACUAGGAACUAUGCAGCAGCCCUAGACUCACCGGUAUCUCCACUAAGUACGAGCGCGGUGCCGUCGAUUAAGUACGCAACGACAAUCCCGGAAGGUGAGCGUGAGCCCGUAAAGCUAGCUCCCGUCCCAAUCCCUAAAAAGUCAAGCAAAAGGCCAAGUGAACUAGGGAAAGGGAAAGAGAGGUCGACUAAAUCGCCCAUUACGAGUUCACCUGAGAUUGGAGGAAUCGAUGAAAGGAUGGCGGAACUGAUGAAAAGUGGUUCGUUUUUGUUAGAAUAA